AUGGCAGGAAAUGCUCAAUAUCCACAUUAUCUACCACUGUUAACUGACGCAAAAGGAGGGCGCGGCGGCAGAAUGGACGACGCCGGCAGCAACAAACAACGGCAAGCCACACGAGUCUUCAAGAAGAGCUCGCCAAAUGGCAAGAUCACAGUAUACUUAGGAAAAAGAGACUUCGUAGAUCAUAUCACACACGUAGACCCGAUUGACGGCGUCGUAUUAAUCGAUCCAGAAUAUGUGAAGGACAGGAAGGUGUUUGGCCACGUGCUCGCUGCGUUCAGGUACGGACGCGAGGACCUGGAUGUGCUGGGGCUUACAUUCAGAAAGGACCUCUACCUGGCCGCUGAACAGAUAUACCCAUCGACGAACACAACAAAGCGGCCACUUACACGGCUGCAAGAGCGCCUAGUCCGCAAGUUAGGCGCGGCGGCCCAUCCGUUCUACUUUGAGUUGCCUCCACACUGCCCCGCCUCGGUCACGCUGCAGCCCGCUCCCGGCGAGACUGGCAAGCCUUGCGGUGUCGACUAUGAACUGAAAGCGUUUGUCGCCGACUCGCAAGAUGACAAACCACACAAGAGGAACUCGGUGCGACUGGCGAUUAGGAAGAUAAUGUACGCGCCGAGCAAGCAAGGAGAGCAGCCCUCGGUGGAGGUCUCAAAAGAGUUCAUGAUGAGUCCCAACAAACUGUACCUCGAGGCUUCACUAGAUAAGGAGUUAUACCACCAUGGCGAGAACAUAGCAGUGAAUGUUCACAUAGCAAACAACUCCAAUAGAUCAGUAAAGCGCAUCAAGGUGUCAGUGCGUCAGUUCGCGGACAUCUGUCUCUUCUCUACUGCUCAGUACAAAUGCACGGUCGCUGAAACAGAGAGCGAGAAACCAAAGUCGUUGACGAAGAGACUAUUUAGAUUCCCAUACAUUGGGAUAUUGAACAAAAAAUACAGUAUGCAGCCCGUGGAGGGAUGCCCAGUUGGUCCAGGCUUCACAUUAAGCAAGGUGUUCACGGUGACUCCGUUACUCGCCAACAACAAGGACAAGUGGGGACUGGCGCUCGAUGGACAGCUCAAGCACGAGGACACCAAUCUGGCGUCUAGCACGCUAAUUGCGGACCCGUCACAGCGAGAGAACCUAGGUAUCAUAGUGCAAUACAAGGUUAAGGUGAAGCUGUGUCUCGGACCACUUGGGGGUGACCUGAGCGCCGAACUCCCGUUUAUUCUGAUGCACCCCAAGCCUGAAGAGGAGCCACGCGCCGCUCCCGAUUCGGCGCCACGUGCCUCAGACCACGACCUCAUACAGCUCGACCCCCAUCCAGACGAGAACGGCCAGGAACAGGACGACGAUAUCAUAUUCGAAGACUUCGCGCGACUUCGGUUGAAGGGGGCCGACGCAGACGCCUGA
This is a messenger RNA of Arctia plantaginis, 1392 nucleotides long. NCBI's taxonomy places the organism in Eukaryota, Metazoa, Arthropoda, Insecta, Lepidoptera, Erebidae. The record is from the annotation of a GenBank genome assembly.